AUGGACUUCACAAUUCCAAGGAACUGCCCUCAAGUACUCGAGGACCAAUUAUUGAAACUCAUCAAUGAAUACCAAGAAGGUUAUCUUACCGAGAAAGGCUACAUAAACAAAAGACUAGAAAUUCUUCAAUCUGUGUCCUCCAGAUCAACGACUUUACCAAAAACACCAUUAUCGAAUAAAGCAACUACCCUAAGCAACUCCACUUCUACCUCCACUCCCGUUCCAUCAGAACCUCACGAAUUCGAACUCAACCUAGGUAAAAAUAAUAGUUUUCCAGAUGACCAUAAUGAAAAAUUUACCCAACCUUUAACGUACGAAGAUGAGCCUUUUUCGUACCUGGAACCUUCCUUGAAUUAUUUCCAGCAAUUUGACGUACCAAGGGAAUUGCAGAAACCUCUUGAUCCAAGAGAUGUUGACGAAAUGCUUGAGCAGAAAUUCAAUAAUCUGCCCAGCAUUCUGAGACACAGAGGCUCAAUCUACAAGAGAGAAGCUGCUAUAGUCAUUGUUGAUGCGAAGGGCAAAGAAAACCAGUCCAUAUCUUGGGAAAGGCUAUAUUUGAGAGCUGAAAAAAUAGCACAGAAAAUAAAGAACAAAGCAGCUCUUUAUCCGGGCGAUCGUGUUUGUCUUAUUUAUCAGAAUAUUGAAGUCAUCGAACUAGUCAUUGCUGUGUAUGCUUGUUUCUUGUCUGGGACGGUGGCUGUUCCAAUGAAUAGUGGUUUAUCAUCUAAGGAGUUGGUUAAAAUUAUGACUGACACCCAGUCUCAUCUUUGUUUAAUGUCCGAUUCGGUCUACAAACAUUUUGAGAGACAGUCAAACGGAUCCAAGCUUUCAAUUUGGCCUAAAGGUAUGGAUAUAUGGAAAACAACUGAUACAGGACUGGCUGCAAAAGAUGAAGACCCACCAGCGAUGAAAAUCAGCGAUCUCGCCUAUAUUCAAUAUACCAAAAGCUCUUUUGGCGAGCUUAGGGGUGUUGUGAUUUCUCAUAGGACUAUAAUGCAUCAAAUGAGCUCGUUGUUGUCAAUUUUUGCGAGCUCACCGACCAUGGAUGCACAGGAAUUUGUGAGAUCAGAUAUCAGGUAUUCAAGCUCCAAAAAUGUGCUCUUGAGCACUUUGGAUGCUCGUGACUCAAUUGGCUUGAUUUUUUCAGUAUUGUUUACUGUGUUUACAGGAAAUACUCUACUUUGGAUGCCGCAGCGAUUGACGGAAGUUGCAGGCCUCCUCGCUCAUGUCAUAUCAAAAUACAGAGUUUCUGUUAUGCUUUCCGAUUACUUGAGCUUGAAGCAAGUUGCCUACAACUAUCAAUCUUUUCCACAAAUGACCAGAACUUUCAAUAAGAAAGUCAAAGUUGAUCUGUCAUGUGUUAAGUGGUGCUUGAUAGACACAGUUAUUGUGGACUGCGAGUUCAAUGAUAUGCUUGUGAAUAGAUGGUUUCGCCCGCUAGGACAUAAAUCACCGCGCCAAAUUAUCGCUCCUAUAUUAGCCCUCAAUGAACAUGGAGGGAUGAUUAUAUCAAUGAGAGAUUGGAUAGGUAAGGAGGAGAAUUUGGGAUGCACAUUCCACAGUCCAAUGGCAGAUGAUUUGCCCAAUGAUGCUUACGAAGAUGACGAUGAAAAUGAUGAAAAUAACAAAUUAUCAGAGCUCUUAAUCGACAAAGCAUCGCUAACCUCAAACACUGUUAAGGUAGUAAGCGAUAGGCCUCCUCCAAUUUCUACUCUCAUGGACAAUGGUGAAUCUUCUAAGUACAUUAGAGUAGGUGCAUUUGGAUACCCACUGCCUGAUGCCACUCUUGCAAUUGUGAAUCCAGAAACUCGAUUUCUCAGUGGUAACAUGGAAGUUGGGGAGAUUUGGGUGGACUCACACUGUAUCUCCGGAGGAUUCUGGAGCCUUGCGGAUGCUACCCAAUCUAUCUUUCAAGCAGAGUGCUCGGAUUAUGAGGGAAUUCUCAACUUAAAGUUUGUUAGAACGGGAUUGCUUGGAUUCACAUACAAUGGCAAAGUUUACGUUCUGGGCCUAUAUGAAGAUAGAAUCAGACAAAAAGUAACAUGGUACGAUCAGUAUUUGCAGCAGAAGAAAAAAGAUGCGACAAAUUCAUUCGAACAACAGAUAAACCAAUAUAGGUAUCACUAUGCAGGUCAUCUGGUAAAGACUCUAGUCAGAAACAUGAACGAAGUGUCGGACUGUUCAUUUUUUAACAUCACCAUAAAUCGUGAACACGUGCCUAUCGUGAUCAUUGAGUCACCAUCAGCUCAAAUAUUACCUGCAGCAGUAGCCGCACACUCUGGAGACCGGAUGAACUAUCCAGUUCUGGAUGAGAUAGCUUCAAAAGCGUUUCAAAUUCUUGAACAGAUGCAAAAUGUCCGACUGCAUUGUAUCCUUUUAUGUGCACCAAAUUCACUUCCAAGGACUCCACGGAGUGGUAGACCAGAGAUUGCCAAUAUGCUUUGCAAGCGGCGGUUUAUGGAGGGAAAAAUACCUUCCGUUUAUGUUAAAUUCAAUCUAUCAAAUUCAUUGAGUGCAAUACCCCACGGAGAAGACAUUAGCGGCGGAAUAUGGUCUCUAUAUUCUUCCAAUUCUCGAGUAGAGGCUCUUAACUACACAGAUCUCCAAUAUUCAGGUCUGGAUCUGAGAGAGAAAUGUGUGGAUGAUCGUACAAAUUUGGAGCUAACAGGGUACAAAUCGAUACUUGAACUUUUUAAAAUAAGAGCUUCCAAACAGGCUGACGAGAUGGCAUAUGGAAUUAUUGACAGACAAAGUGUUAAAGAAAGCAAAUCACUAUCCUGGAAAAAAGUGGAAAUGAAAGUGUUUGCAGUUUGUUCUUAUAUUCUUGAAAAGCAAAAUCUUAAAUCCAGUGACUACGUUAUUUUGAUGUACCCUUUAUCUGAGGAAGUUAUUGUGUGUCUAUAUGCUUGUUGGCUGGGAGGGCUGGUGCCCAUUCUUUUGCCUCCUUUGGAUGUGACUCGACUUGAAGAAGACACGUUGUCACUUGUAAGUAUCAUCAAGGAUUUCAAUGUACAAGCAAUAUUUGUGAACAAUGAUACGGAAACAUUAUUGAAAAAUAAACCGGUGAAUUCCAAGAUGAAAACCCUUUCAAACCAACUGAAGAUCAAUAUUCCCAAGUGUCGAAAUACUUCUAAACAUACAAAAUACCCCAACAACUCAAAGGUGAUGUAUCAAAAGAUGGAGCAGUAUAAAUCCAAGCCACGAAAUAAGAGAGAUGAAUGUCUAGUGUGGAUUUCUUGGACCGAGGAUCAUCAGUAUAAGGGAACGAAAUUACAACACUCGAAUUUGAUGGCUAUGUGUAAGAUUCUCAAAGAAACAUGCCAGAUAAAUAGCACAAAACCUUUAUGCGCUUGUGUGAGACACUGUUCAGGGCUUGGAUUCCUUCAAUCGAUGAUGUUAGGUGUCUACUUGGGAACAACAACGUAUCUGAUAUCGCCUUUGGACUAUUCAUUAAAUCCUUCCAAAUUCUUUUUAAGCUUGGAUCGUUAUAAAGUGGAAAAUGUGUUUGUCACAGAAAAAAUGAUAGCAUAUGCCAUCGAGAAUCCUGCUCCAAAAAAGUGUGAUCUCUCUUCUUUGAAAAACCUAAUGAUUGGCUGGGAUGCCCGUCCAUCUGGAAAACUACUGAAUGCCUUUUUGAACCAUAUGCAACUGACAGAUUUGUCGCCGUUUGCUGUGUCCAAUGUGUAUCAGCACGAUCUUAAUCCUAUGAUAUCAUUGAGAUCAUACCUGUCUUUUGCUCCCCUUGAUUUGUGGGUCGACCCUCUUGCAUUGACUCAAGGAUAUGUGUCAUUGGUCAAUCCUAGUGAUUCGCCGUACGCAAUUCAUUUGCAGGAUUCCGGCAUAGUUCCUGUGAACACACAGUUAGCAGUGGUCAAUCCCGAAACAUCUAAGAUAUGCAAAGUUGGAGAGUUUGGAGAAGUUUGGGUUUGCUCUGAAUCGACAGUUUCAAAUGUAACAGUAACACAAACAGGAAAGUUUGAUGACUCUAGACUGAGAGCCAAAAUUGAAAAUUGGAACAAAGAUUUGGACUAUAUGAGAACAGGAGACUUUGGCUUCUUACACAAUAUUGAGAAGACUCUAGAUAAUGGAAACGUCGUUGAAAUGCAACUACUUUUCUACUUGGGAAAAGCUGAAGAGACUUUUGAGGUUUUGGGAAUGCAGUACUUUGCGAUUGACAUCGAGGAAUCAAUUAAUGCACUCGUUGGUUCUAUACUUAUGACCUCAAAAUCUUGCCCACCAAGAAGUUGUGUGUUCAAAGCUGGUGACUAUGUUGUCGCGGCGAUUGAAACGGGACGCCCUACGAAUUACCUGAGUUCGCUAGUGCCGUUGAUUGUCAGCAAAUUACUUAAUCAAUUCGGGCUUAUAGUCGAUAUCAUUACUUUCUACGAACCUAACCAGAUGUCUAUUUCACGACUUGGUGAGGUGCAGCGUGCUAAGUGCCUGAAGAAGUGGAUGAAAGGAGAAUUAAAGCCACUGCAAACCUUCGGUAUCAGUGAAGGUGAGGAAAAAAUGAAAAAGGUAAUCCAGUUGAUCAAAGAAACAACCGACAAGUCAUUCAGUGAAGCAAGGUUAGACUGUUCAACAUGAAUUAGUACAUGCAGCUAUACUCAGAAGAUGUGAUCUUUCGUCGUCAAUGCCCAGAGGGCCCAAAAUGCUCGUCCAGAAUUCUGUAUUUCAUUUUUGUAUACCAAUUGUUCAAAUCUUUGUAGUCUUGAUGCAAGGCAACGAUAAUCAAUGUCAUAUUAUCGAACCCGAUGCCAGUUAUUGUAUUUGCCAUCCUGAUACAAUUAUCAAGAAUUAUCUCAUUGAUCUCAGGUAGUUUUUUUCCCAGUGAGAGAUGAUGCCUCACCAAACGUACCAAUUCAUGAGACUUGUAGCAAUCCCAUAUUCCAUCGCAAGCAAGAAUAAAGAACUCAUCCAGCUGAGUAAUCUUAUGUAUGAGAAUAUCGGGUUCUGCAGUAACUUGAUAUUCUUCGGGAGGAGUAUAUUUGUGUUUGGCUGUUGUGAACAUCAGUUGUCUGGAGUAAGUGUUUUCUGUAUGCAUCUUGAAGGAGAAAUCUCCAAAGGCUCUACUCAAAGCCAAAAUUGAAUUCACUCUGUUGGUAGAAACGUAACCUCCGUCGCUGUGGAUUCGCAUUAGCUCACCCAGGUUCCUUGGCUUAUGAUCAAAAGACAGCGUUUUUGUGGCUCCCUUUCGACUCAAUAUACACCUUGAGUCACCGGAAUUAGCCACAAAUGCGUAGCCACAAAAGAUUAUCAGCACCACUGCUGUUGUUCCACUGUUGUUGUCGUGAUGGCUAUAAAACAUAGAGUCACAUUUCAUAAAUGAUGAUCGCAGAAGCCGAGGAAAAUCAAUUGCCUUUAACACUUCUUGGCAAUUCAAAAGCUUUGAUCUAGAUACCUGAGGUAAGUUAUUGAUUGUUAGUAUAAGCUCAUCUCGCAAAAGCGAUGGCAGUUUUUGGCUAACAUAUCUAGAUGCUCCCGAACCGCCAUGUCCGUCAAAGACACCAUAAAUGUUAAUUUGAAGAGACUCCAGAUCACCCUCUGUAUUCUCGUCUUGUUUUCUGAUGUCAAGUCCCUCUUCCGUCACGAAUAUUCUUUCGUUCAAAUCACAGAACGCGUCUUCCAUGGUCAACCUGUAUCCUUGCAUUUCCCCGAUUGAAUGCGAUAUGUGAUCAUGUUGGACA
Messenger RNA from Ogataea polymorpha, 5687 nucleotides. RefSeq lists its product as uncharacterized. Lineage: Eukaryota; Fungi; Ascomycota; Pichiomycetes; Pichiales; Pichiaceae. The coding region runs from base 1 to 4587 and encodes 1528 amino acids. The record is from RefSeq and is a predicted model, not a curated record. Gene Ontology annotation, cellular component: cytosol. The transcript has a single exon.